UUGUAUGUUGUCGCGACACUUUUUUAUUUUAUUCUGUAAAUAGAACAAGCGAUUUAAAUGCCUAUUUUACAGAGUCAAUUGCGUGUUAAUAAUACAAGCACAAAAACUGUUGUUAUAAAGUUCAAGUUCAGGGACGUUGUCUUAUAGUGGGACUUUUCAAACGCACUACGAACUGUCACCUCGUUUGACAACUUCAGUCGGUCACUGGUUGACAGUCGGUUUAAACGUGUGUAAAUAAACAUAUCCGGUCCGAGCGCGCCAUCAAUUUGCAUUAAAUCGCGUUUAUUCAAUUACAUAAACUUAUUACAGACGGCCGGUCCUUGUUUGAGCCACGGGGAGACUGCAGACCAUGUGACCAUGCUCGGACUCUGAUCGCCGGCGGAUUAAAAAAAAAGUUUAGUUGAUCCGCGAGUGAGCGAUUCACCGAUCUCGUUCGCAUUGUUUCGCAAAUUCAGUGUUUGUGUGUUAAAACUAUAAACUUUACUGUUCAAAAUGAAGGAAAUACACAGGAAGGAGGAGAUUUCUGAUGAUGAGUCGGGACUGGGGUAUCAGAACACUUUGAUGUAUGGCCGCUACCAACGCGACCUAAGCGAAGCGGCUCGCGAGGAGGCCCGCCGGCUGCGGCGUCUGCGCAAGCGGCGGCGGAAAGAUGACAAACUUAGGCAGAAAGAGUUAGAGGCUACGGGGAAAAGUCGGCCGAGGGGGAAGUUCGUCAAAGUACUAGGUUAUAUAUGGAGGCAUACGUUCGCCCGGUUAGGCGAGGACUGGGUGUUCUUAGCAGCUCUGGGCAUCAUCAUGGCCGUUCUCAACUUCGCGAUGGACAGAGGAAUCGCCAUCUGCAAUAAUGCUCGCAUGUGGAUGUACAACGACCUGGCCACGUCUACAUUCAGCCAGUACGUCGCGUGGGUGUCUCUGCCGGUGUGUCUCAUCUUGUUCGCCGCUGGUUUUGUGCAUAUCGUCGCUGCGCAGAGUAUAGGUUCCGGUAUACCGGAAAUGAAAACGAUACUCCGAGGGGUUCAGCUAAAAGAGUAUCUAACAUACCGAGCGCUCAUAUCCAAAGUCAUUGGCCUCACUGCCACGCUUGGCUCCGGGCUGCCUUUAGGAAAGGAGGGUCCAUCAGUCCACAUUGCCUCCAUGGUAGCACAAUUACUCUCCAAACUAGUAACGACCUUCCAAGGAAUCUACACGAACGAGUCCCGGACUACAGAAAUGUUAGCUGCCGCCUGUGCCGUGGGUGUAGCAUCUUGCUUCGCAGCUCCUGUUGGAGGCGUCCUGUUUUCGAUCGAAGUAACGACCACAUAUUUCGCCGUGCGCAACUACUGGCGCGGAUUCUUCGCUGCUUGCUGCAGUGCCAUUAUGUUCCGGCUCCUUUCGGUAUGGUCUGGAGCCCUGCCGACUGUAAAACCGCUGUUCCCCACAAACUUGCCCCAGGACUUCCCAUUCGACCCUCAGGAGUUCGCCGUGUUCGUCCUUUUAGGGAUUGUAUGCGGGCUAUUGGCAGCUCUAUGGGUGUGGUUACAUCGACAAUACGUACUUUUCAUGAGGAAAAAACAUAUCAGCAGUUUCUUACAAAAGAACCGCUUCAUCUAUCCAGGGUUCAUGACGUUGGCAGUCAUGUCGAUUCUGUUCCCUCCCGGCAUUGGAAAAUAUAUGGCGGCCGAUCUGGGCAAUCAGGAGCAGGUGUUAUCUCUCUUCGCAAACUUCACCUGGUCGGACAACCUAACAGCGGAGCAGGCCUCGAUGGUUGCGCACUGGGAAACCCCUGAAGUCAACCUUUAUGGUUGCUUAUGGAUCUUCUUUCUGUCUAUUUACUUCCUAAGCAUGGUAUCCUGCACUCUUCCCGUGCCGGCCGGUAUCUUCGUACCGGCGUUCAAAAUGGGGGCCUCCCUCGGUCGACUAACUGGGGAGCUGAUGCACUACUUCUGCCCACUUGGAGUAGCCUAUGGAGGGCAUAUACAGAAGAUUCUACCAGGUGGCUACGCGGUAGUUGGAGCAGCCGCCUUCACGGGUGCCGUGACGCACACUGUGUCAACCAUCGUCAUUGUCAGCGAGAUGACGGGACAGGUGACCCACAUCCUUCCAAUAAUGGCGGCGGUUCUGGCAGCAAAUGCGGUCGCAGCCUUGCUGCAGCCAUCCUGUUUUGACAGCAUCAUACUCAUAAAAAAACUGCCUUAUUUACCAGACUUGUUAUCUUCAGCUAGUCGAAUGUAUGACAUUUGCGUGGAAGAUUUCAUGGUGCGAGAUGUCAAAUACAUAUGGAAUAGGAUGACGUUCCAGCAACUAAAAGAUUUAUUGAAAGAAAAUAAGGCAAUAAAAAGUUUCCCGCUAGUGGACAGCCCGACUUCCAUGGUCCUCCUAGGGUCCAUCCACCGCUGGGAGCUAGUCAAGGUCAUAGAACAACAAGUCGGUAGAGAGAGACGGCUGCAGGUGGCAGCGUUGUGGCAUCGCGAGGCUGAGCUGAGAAGGAAAGAGACGGAACGACGCGCGAGACGACCGUCCCGAUUCGAGGUGACACCGGCGCCGGAUAUGCUAGGCCUGCGGCCGCCCGGCGCGCCUGGCAUGACGAGAGGGUCGUCGCUCACUACCAAGGACCAGGAGGGACUUAUACCAGCGCCUGGACAACUAUUCCGCCCGAAGUCAAUCCUGAAGAAGACCAAUUCCUUCACACUGACCCGCGGCUUAGGGUCGCCUCAACCGCUCACGCCAACAACUCCAUCCGUCUACACCACCGUCACUGGCGCCGAAACUCGAAUCCGUGCCGCUUUUGAAGCUAUCUUCAAGCGAUCUACGCUUCUUCAAGAUGUGGAAGGUGGUUUAGAAGGCGGCCAGCUCUCUCCAGGACUAGCCAGGAGUCCCAGCAUCAACAAGAAAGUACAACUGCCCCGUGAACGAGUGUGUGACAUGUCUCCCGAAGACCAGAAGGCGUGGGAACAACUAGAGAUGGGGAAGGAGAUAGACUUCGACCGCAUGCUUCAAAUUGCUCGUAAGAGAGAUAUGCAAUUGGACGAAACGGAUUAUGAGGACGAAACUAGUCUCUACACAUGCCAUAUCGACCCUGCGCCCUUCCAGCUAGUCGAGAGGACCUCCUUGCUCAAGGUCCACUCACUGUUUUCGACGUUGGGAGUGAGCAGAGCCUACGUCACAGCCAUAGGCAGGCUUAUAGGCGUCGUCUCGCUACAAGAGCUCCGUAAAGCCAUAGAAGACGUAAACUCCGGAGUCCUAACACUGGCUACCCGCCCCGCGCCCCCCACCACUCCUCCCCCCGCCAUGGUCCGCGCGGGAAGCGAACCCGCGCCCCCCAGCGACAGUGAGACGGCCAAACUCACCACUCAGGACACCAAGUGAGAAACUAUCUAAUAAAACUAGUGAGAAAGUUUCAAUACUAGCAUCUGUUGCCAAACCAGAAUAAAUUGAGGUUAUGUGAAAUUGACAGCAGACGGUUAUAGUACCUUCGUUUGUUAGCGACAUCUAGUAAACACUAUCAUAACUACACUAUUGAGGACUACAAUGUCACAGUAUAAUAAAGAGUAAUUGUUCAGUAUGGCCACUGCCGCUCCCCGCUGAAAGUGCCGCCCACCCCCUCUCGGUUACCUCACAGUUACCG
Molecule: messenger RNA, 3604 nt
Organism: Leguminivora glycinivorella
Lineage: Eukaryota; Metazoa; Arthropoda; Insecta; Lepidoptera; Tortricidae
Gene: ClC-a
Product: chloride channel protein 2
Exons: 24
Coding region: 493-3345 (950 amino acids)
Biological process (GO): chloride transport; transmembrane transport
Cellular component (GO): membrane
Molecular function (GO): voltage-gated chloride channel activity
Source: RefSeq, a predicted model, not a curated record